This is a messenger RNA of Caretta caretta (loggerhead turtle), 9497 nucleotides long. It is a transcript of the gene EGFR, whose product is annotated as epidermal growth factor receptor. The record is from RefSeq and is a predicted model, not a curated record. Lineage: Eukaryota; Metazoa; Chordata; Testudines; Cheloniidae. Gene Ontology annotation, biological process: positive regulation of kinase activity; neurogenesis; multicellular organism development. Gene Ontology annotation, molecular function: ATP binding; epidermal growth factor binding; epidermal growth factor receptor activity. Gene Ontology annotation, cellular component: signaling receptor complex; plasma membrane; basal plasma membrane.
CCUCCUGCCUGAGCCGGCAGCUCCCUCAGCCCCGGGCGCGCAGCCACCGCCGGAGGAGGAGACCCAGGACCCGCUCCGGCUCCCAGCCAGACCCCGGGCGCUUCCUCCGCCACGCACGUGGGCUGGGAGCCACCGGGGAGCCCGGAGCCCCUUGGCCGCAGCGGCGCCGCCUCCGCCCGGUGCCCGGGCAGCAGCUCGGCAUGGUCGGCAGAGCCGCGGGGUGCGGCCCCGGGGAGAGGAGCUGAGCGCCGCCGGAGGGACGAGGAAAGAGCCGCGCCGAGCCCCGGGGAUUAUUUCCCAGCCCGGGAUGGGGGACUGGAGCCGCCGGCCCCGGGCAGCAGCCAGCGGGUGUCUGCGGGCUGGGAGAGCCGCUGUCCUGGUGCUGCUCCUGGCCCGCUUCUGCCUCAGCGCCGCGGUGGAGGAGAAGAAAGUUUGCCAAGGAACAAGUAACAAGCUGACCCAGCUGGGGAACGUGGAAGACCAUUUCACUAGCCUGCAAAGGAUGUAUAACAAUUGUGAGGUGGUGCUUGGCAAUCUGGAGAUCACGUAUGUGACACGCAAUCAUGAUCUUUCGUUCCUGAAGACCAUACAGGAAGUUGCAGGCUACGUGUUAAUAGCACUCAACAAUGUGGAUAGCAUUCCACUGGACAAUCUCCAGAUCAUCCGAGGAAACGUGCUUUAUGACAACUUUUACGCACUAGCAAUUUUAUCCAAUUAUCAGACAAAUAUAAAUAAAACCAGUGGACUCAGGGAGCUACCAAUGAAACGGUUAUCAGAAAUUCUUAAUGGAGGAGUUAAAAUCAGCAACAAUCCACAACUGUGCAACAUGCAAACAGUUCUGUGGGACGACAUUAUUGAUUUGAACAAAACACCUGCAAUGCUGUUGGAUUAUCAAAAUAAUCUGACUGAUUGUUCUAAGUGUCAUGCAAAUUGUACAGAAGACCACUGUUGGGGUGCCGGCAUAGAGAACUGCCAGACAUUAACAAAAGUCAUCUGUGCCCAGCAAUGUUCAGGCCGAUGCAGAGGAAGGGUGCCCAGUGACUGUUGUCAUAACCAGUGUGCUGCUGGGUGUACAGGACCUCGUGAGAGUGACUGCCUGGCAUGCCGCAAGUUUCGGGAUGAAGCAACGUGCAAGGAUACUUGUCCACCAUUAGUGCUGUACAACCCGACCACCUAUCAGAUGGAUGUCAAUCCAGAUGGAAAAUAUAGCUUUGGAGCCACUUGCGUGAAAGAAUGUCCACAUAACUACGUGGUGACAGACCAUGGCUCCUGUGUUCGCUCGUGUAAUGUCGAUACCUAUGAAGUGGAAGAAAACGGUGUUCGGAAAUGUAAAAAAUGUGACGGGGUGUGUAGCAAAGUCUGCAAUGGGAUUGGAAUAGGUGAACUGAAAGGGAUUCUCUCCAUAAAUGCUACAAACAUUGACUCUUUCAAAAAUUGUACCAAGAUCAACGGGGAUGUCAGCAUUCUGCCAGUAGCAUUUCUAGGUGAUCUCUUCACCAAAACACAACCACUGGACCCAAAGAAACUGGAUAUCUUCAAAACCGUAAAAGAAAUAUCAGGAUUUUUGUUGAUUCAAGCCUGGCCUGAAAAUGCCACAGAUCUCUAUGCUUUUGAAAAUCUGGAGAUUAUACGAGGCAGAACAAAGCAACAUGGUCAGUAUUCUCUUGCCAUUGUUAACCUAAAGAUACACUCUCUGGGAUUGCGCUCCCUCAAGGAAAUAAGUGAUGGUGAUGUCGCCAUUAUGAAAAACCAGAACCUCUGCUAUGCUGAGACAAUGAACUGGAAUAAACUCUUUGUGACAGAAACUCAGAAAACAAAAAUCGUAUCCAACAGAAAUAAAGAUGAAUGCACCGCUGAGGAACACGUUUGUGACCCCUUGUGCUCAGAAGUAGGCUGCUGGGGUCCAGGGCCAUUCCAUUGCUUUUCCUGUCAUCAUUUCAGUCGCCAAAGGGAAUGUGUGAAAAAAUGCAAUGUUAUGCAAGGGGAGCCAAGAGAAUUUGAAAGAAAAUCUGAAUGCCUUCAGUGUCACCCAGAAUGCCUGGUGCAAAAUUCAACUGUGUACAAUGCAACCUGCAGAGGACCUGGUCCGGACAACUGCAUAAAGUGUGCCCAUUAUAUAGAUGGCCCUCACUGUGUUAAAUCCUGCCCUGCUGGAGUUUUGGGUGAAAAUGAUACCUUAGUCUGGAAAUACGCAGAUGAAAACUCAGUGUGUCAGCUCUGUCAUCCGAAUUGUACCCGUGGGUGCAAAGGACCAGGUCUUGAAGGCUGUCCAUUGGGCUCCAAAAUCCCAUCCAUUGCAGCUGGUGUUGUUGGAAGUAUCCUUUGUUUGGUUGUGAUAGCCUUGGUCAUAGGGCUUUAUAUGCGCAGACGUCACAUUGUUAGAAAGCGUACAUUGCGCAGGCUGCUUCAGGAAAGGGAGCUUGUUGAACCUCUAACACCCAGUGGCGAGGCGCCAAACCAAGCUCUUCUGAGGAUUCUAAAGGAAACAGAAUUUAAAAAGGUCAAAGUUCUAGGCUCUGGAGCUUUUGGUACAGUUUAUAAGGGUCUCUGGAUUCCAGAAGGAGAGAAGGUUAAAAUUCCUGUUGCUAUUAAGGAAUUGAGAGAGGCUACCUCCCCAAAAGCCAACAAGGAAAUACUUGAUGAAGCUUACGUGAUGGCUAGCGUUGACAAUCCCCAUGUGUGCCGCUUGCUGGGAAUCUGCCUUACUUCUACUGUCCAGCUUAUCACACAGCUUAUGCCUUUUGGCUGCCUCCUUGACUACAUCCGAGAGCACAAGGACAACAUUGGCUCCCAGUACCUUCUCAACUGGUGUGUGCAGAUUGCAAAGGGAAUGAGCUACUUAGAAGAACGUCGCUUGGUGCACCGUGAUCUGGCUGCCCGGAAUGUCCUUGUGAAGACUCCUCAACAUGUGAAGAUCACUGACUUUGGACUGGCAAAACUGCUUGGUGCUGAGGAAAAAGAGUACCAUGCAGAAGGAGGCAAAGUUCCUAUCAAAUGGAUGGCUUUGGAGUCCAUUUUACACCGAAUCUACACCCAUCAAAGUGAUGUCUGGAGUUAUGGUGUCACAGUUUGGGAAUUAAUGACAUUUGGAUCAAAACCGUAUGAUGGGAUCCCAGCCAGUGAGAUUUCAUCUGUCUUGGAGAAGGGCGAGCGUUUGCCUCAGCCUCCUAUCUGUACUAUUGAUGUCUAUAUGAUCAUGGUCAAAUGCUGGAUGAUAGAUGCAGACAGUCGCCCCAAGUUUCGUGAGCUGAUAUCAGAAUUCUCCAAAAUGGCUCGAGACCCUCAGCGCUAUCUUGUUAUACAGGGAGAUGAAAGAAUGCAUUUGCCAAGCCCUACAGACUCCAAGUUUUAUCGGACCUUGAUGGAAGAGGAGGACAUGGAAGACAUUGUUGAUGCAGACGAGUACCUCAUUCCACACCAGGGAUUUUUCAACAGCCCCUCCACAUCCCGGACUCCCCUCUUGAGUUCAUUGAGUGCUACUAGCAACAAUUCAACCACAACCUGCAUUGAUAGAAAUGGGGGAUACCCCGUGAGGGACGACAGCUUUGUCCAGCGCUACAGUUCAGAUCCAACUGGCAUCUUCUUGGAAGACAGCAUAGAUGAUGGCUUCCUGCCUGCUCCAGAAUAUGUCAAUCAGUCAAUCCCCAAAAAACCAUCAGCAUUUGUAGUACAGAAUCCAAUCUACAACAACGUCUCCCUCCCAGUAAACCCAAAUCCCGCUCCAGCUUCAAGCUAUCAGAAUUCCCACAGCACAGCAGUGGACAACCCAGAGUAUCUCAACACAAACCAGUCUCCUUUUGUCAAAACGGUUUUUGAAAGCUCCCCCUACUGGGACCAAACAGCCAAUCACCAAAUAAAUCUGGACAAUCCUGACUACCAACAGGACUACUUUCCUAAGGAAACUAAGCCUAAUGGCAUCUUUAAAGUUCCUGCAGCAGAAAAUCCUGAAUACUUAAGGGUAGCAGCACCAAAAACUGAAUACAUUGAAGCCUCAGCAUGACCACAGAAAAAUUCUCUCUUCUUGCAGUAAUACAAACUAAAAUCCAGAUGAACAACCUGGCUGCUGCAGGAUCAAGCUAUGAACUGACAGACGAGUAAUCACAAUUCACUGACAGACACGCUUUUCCUUUCAAGCUGGUGGACUGAAUUCACCAAGCUGAUUUUACUAUAUAUUUUGGGCUUUUCCUUGGCCAUUCACAUACAUAACUUAGGCACAUACCAUACACAUGCAUGCAUGUUGGACUAGAGCAAGAACUUCCUGCAGAUAAGAAAUUGCAGAUGCAUUCCUUCUGUUUUCAAAUGGUAGCAUUAUAAAAACCAAUUUGGAAUUAACUGUAAGAAUUCCUUUCUACAAUGCCUAUUUUUAUAAACAUUUCUAAUGGAAUUUUUGGAUCUUUUACAAGAUGAGACACUUGCUUGUUGUACUGUUGUGUGACUCUCGGAUCACGAGGGGAAAAAAAAAGCAAUACAUUAUUAAAUCCUUUUCAAACUCUUGAAAGAUGGAUAGCUGUUCCAAAUGAUUGGAUCUUAAAUAUUGACUUCAUUUACUGUACUGGUACAAACAGGAAAAAAAUGAGUCAGAGAGAAGUGUGGAGAUUCUGCUGAUGAAGUGGUUUUUAUUGGUGAAUUGGUGAAAUUUUAUAACCCACAGUGUAUUUAGCACAAGGACUGGAUGGCAGCACACAUUAUUUUACUGUGGAGAUUCUGCUGAUGAAGUGGUUUUUAUUGGUGAAUUGGUGAAAUUUUAUAACCCACAGUGUAUUUAGCACAAGGACUGGAUGGCAGCACACAUUACUUUACUGACCGCUACUCUUGGAGUCCAGCAGGAAGAACACAGCAUACAGAAGAGUUGUUUGUAAAUGUUUAUAAAGUACUCACAAGUCUGUUUUCUGUAUGUUGAAUGCAAGCCUUUCUUUUUUCCAUUCCACUGGUUAGCUGUAGAUUUGUCAAAUUACAUUUCUAACAAAAUUUUUAAAGAUGUUGCUAUGACUGAAAAAUGAAGUGUCAAUUCCCUUUGUCUCAAUCGCAUUGGGACAAACUUUCCCUAAAGGGCAAGGAAAUGCAAAAGGUGUUAAUUGGGUUAUUUGUGAGAGCUGGUGAUCCGAAUGCAACUGCACAAAAUUAAACUUGGCUCAGACAAAAAUGCAAAAAAUGCAACCAAAGGAAAUGAGAUUGUUUGUUUUUGUUUUGUUUGUUUAAGUGGCUCAGUAAAAAAAAAAAUUUUCCCUGUAUAAAAAUUGCAAAGAAAAGGGGGGGAAAUAUACCACUAUACUCUGUUAAACUUGUGGCAGAAUAUUGCCAAUUGCUGUAUCACUGUGCAGGAAUCUGUUGUCUCUUACAUGACUACAGCUGCUGUGUUAGGGUGGUCUUCUUUUAUGCUAGGUACAAAGAAAAUACAGUAAUAAUGCAUCAAAGAGGAAAAAGAAUAGUCUGAAGUGUUUGAAUGCAAUUGCUUAGUUUACUAUUCUGAAAUUGGGGGCUGGGAAUGCCACAGGCCUCUUUGAAGUCCAAGCCUGGUUGUCUAAUUGUCACUGUGGAAUAAUCCAAAUCAAUAUUUGAUUUAAUAAUAAAUAUACAAUAUAUCUAUUGUAUAUAAAACCAUUGUAGCACAAAAAGUUAGAGAUUGGUUCUCUUUAAGUUGUGUGUAGUUUUUAAAACUCCUGAAGUUCUUUUAAUACCUUUUGAUAACAUUUUUGCUGUCUUCUUUGAAAGGAGUAGGAAAAAAAUAGUUAAAGCAUUGAUUCAAAGAGUAAUAGUAAUAUGGAGCCAUCCCUCCACUACCUUGAUGGAAAGAAUAUUUUAGCCAAAUAGUUGGAUCUGAAGCCAGAUUUGAAUCAAGCAAUUUGCAUGCUAAGAUCCAUAAUUAAUAGUUAAUCAUUGGAAAAUUACUUGAGAUGACAUAAAAACUGUAACAGAAAAUAUGUAACAUUUAUACUUGAGACAUCAAUGCAACCUAUAGCAUCAGGGAAUGGUCAAAUUUCACUUCUCCUCCACUAUGUUUGGAAUACCUCAAUGUAAAUUCCAGCUGAAAUAUUGCAUUUGUAUCCAGGAUCAGGACCAAAGCCCUUAAAAUGUUGUCAUGGCAGGUUUGUUUGAGGAGGGGAAAUGAAGACUGGCAGUGUAAAAUAUCUCAUGUUAGAUCAAUGCAAUGCAGGCUGCCAUUGAAAACCAGGACACGUAUAAUAAUGUAUCGCGAACAGUACAGAGUCUAGAGCCGGAGACCAAAUUUGAUCAAAACACAUUUAUUGUCAUCCUCUUUGGGCACAUCUCACUCACAAUGAUUGGAGCCCAGCCGCAGCCUUACAGAGAAUAGGUAACAACUUGUAUUAUUUCCUUGUAGUUAAAACAUUGAAAAAAAUUCUGCUCUCAAGUACAGUUUACCCCAGAUCUACACUGGUGUACCUGAGAGCAAAAUGUUGUCCCAAUGCCAUGUUCAAAAUGCGCCAGACACACACACGCUCACAUUGACACACACUGUCGUUUUAACAAUCUUUUUUUUAUUUUUUUUCCCCAUUAACAAACUCACAAGGGGAUUGUAUGUUUGUCAAACGACUUUUUAACAGAAAUCAUGGAUAGUUUACUACUCAAAGCAAUACAGUACGGUACAAUACUACAUCUUUUCCUACAGCCUUUCCAACGCCAUUCCCAAAAUGAUUCAGUAACAUUUUUAGCUUUAAAAAUGGUUUAAAAAAAAAAAAAAAAACAGUAGCGCUAAGUUACCAGCAUUAUGUAGCAUGGAAACUAUUUAAUACAGAUUAACCUCUCUACAUUUUUUAAAUGGUUCCUGGAGGACUUUGUAACAUGACCACCAUGAAAGCCAAUGAGAGUCAUGCAGCUAUAUACUUUAAGAGUGUUUAAGAAAUCUAAGGUUGAGUUCUCUUUUUUUUUUAAUUUAUUUAUUGUUUAAUGGAAAACAUAGCAGAGAGAAUAUAGGAGCCAGCUUCUGAUGCAAGAUUGUCUGUAAUUUAUGACCUAUCCUAAUUUAUGUGGUACAGACUCUAGGUUUAUGAACUAACAAUAUUUUUAAAUCUGAUAAAUGUGUCAUGAUUUCCUAAUAUGCAGCCCUAAGUUAUUCAAAGACCAGCAGAAAUAAAGAGCAAUGAGCAUAUUAGCAUAUCAGCUCAGCUUCAUUGUAGCAAACCAUUUCAGUGCUAUUUAAAAUAAGUAAAUAUGUGGUUUAAAUUAUCUGAUUUUUUUUUUCUGGGGCACAUGAAUUGUGCAGCAGCAAAGAUUCCACUUUGUAUUGUAGAGAUCUAAACAAAUCAAUGGGAGUUAUGCGGCACUUUCACCUUGUGGAAUCCCGAUAAACUGCUGUUAUACUGAGUUCAGGACUAAAACCCUUCUUCUGCAUCUCAGGCCAUUUAGUCAGGCCUCUCUAUAGCUGAGAUGAAGGUGAACCAUCUCAGCUGGUAGCAGUCUAAAGUCCCUUAUCCUUUCUGUGGGAAAGUCACUAGAGGGCAACAGUGAGCAUAUGCGCUUGUACACAGUCAUAAAGGCAAUGAUAAACUACACUUCAAGAUCUCCUGCAGAUCAGCUCCCCUAGUGUGCUAGAUUUCAGAGUAAAUUGUACAGUUUCAUAUGAUUAUCAAACAGCAGCGUGUCACCACUCAGUGAUCUACAAUAAAACAAUCAAACAAACCUAAGUGGCCAGUGAAGUAUCACAAAGCCCACAUAGCUUUAUUUGUCCAUAACCAGUUUGCUAGAAGACUUAUGAAUCUAGUCCAACUGAUAUGAAACAGACUGUAGGUAUAAUUGAGCAAUCUUUCACUGGUACCCAAGUUGCUCACUUGUUUUUGUCAAAUGAGGGUAUUAGUUGCUGUGUUGGAAUGGGAUUUCAUGAUUAUUGUAUUAUAGAGAAGGUCUGUAGAACAAGAAAAGGUUUUUAAUUAUAUUUAAAGUGUGAUUCCAGAUGUAUUGUUAUAUAAAUUAUUGCAACAUUAGAGUAGAACCUAAUUAUAACAUAGACUGUAUCUUUUUUUUUUUUUUUUUUUUUUUUUUUUGCAUUUUUCCUGGGCAUUCAGAGUGGUCUCCAUUAUAAAGUGAUCAGAGCUCCUCCAGUUUAAAACUAGGAGAGUAGCUGAAGGAGAAUGUUCUUGCAAUAUCUGAGCAAAACACAGAUUCUAAUUUUGAGCAGUUUGUAAGGAAAUUAAAAUUGCAAGCUGAUUAAUAAGAAGGCAGCACCAAUUAUGCCAUUAUGAUUAAGAGUCUGUCGUCAGGUCCAUUAUAAAAGAGUUUCCCUAAAUACUAAUACAUGAUAGACCAGAACCAUUUUAAAGGGUGCUCUAUCAGGAGUUGUGGGCAUAAAAUGUCUCUUUAAAAAAAUAUGCCUGGAUAGAGAGAGACCUACCAGACCACACCAGCUUUUAAAGGCUCAUAGACUCUCACAUGGGAGGGAGUUUUAAAAUACUGCCUCUAAUUUCUCGCAUAAAGAGGAAUGACACUGAACAGCAUCGUGUGUACUUACCAUACCACAAUCACUAGCUUGGCAACUAAUAUGAAACUAAUGUUAAACUGCUAUUUUUAAACACCACAUUUCAACAUCAUAAAGGUAAACUGCAAAAUACCAGGAAAUUCAAGGUUUAAGUCAGAAUUUUCAAGUUCAUUUGCUGUUUUUCAGUGUUCUGUGUACAGUGCAGUGUACUAUAGCAAACUUGGCUGUAAAUUGUUUUGUACUGGGAAGGAGUUGGCUUGGGAAAGUCUGAAAAUGUUUCAAUAUAUCGUAAGAAGUAAACUUUCUGCAGGGUCCCAUGCCCUUGUCUCACUUCCAAGUGAGGUGAAAUAACCUGAUGAAUUUCUUUGGUCAGAGUACUUUGGACUACAUGGCGCUCCUCACGUUUUUUCAGUCUUUAAGGUUGAUUUGCUGCUCCUUCCUGUUCCAUUCAGCCGAUCUUCAGGGUCCUGAAGUGAUAGAUAGCGUUGCAUUUCCCCUGAAAAGGAAACAAGCCUGCAUGGGAUGGGGUGGCUAUAGGCAGAAUUAUAUAGAGGGACCAUAGCCAGGGAAUCUACACACAAUACAGAUCCACUGGCCCAAAAUUUUCUUACAGGGGAAGCCAUAGCAGUCAUUGCUUACUACUUCAGCUCAGGAUGAUAGCAGCAAUUGAGUGGCCAAGCAGGUGCCCAAUGCCCUACCUGCUGAUUGGGAGGAAAAUCCCCUCAACUUCCACAUAAGUCGGGGGGGAGGGGGGGUUGUGUUUUUUUGUGUUGGUGCAAAACCCAUUUACUCAGGCUUUGUGCUACAAAUGUGAAUUUUAUUCUAUGCAUAGAAGAUCAAGUAUGUGUAUUCCGGAUCCAAUUUAACAGGACCACAAGACUCCAAAUGAUUCAAGCACUUCACAUAGAAGUGCGGGAGGUGUCCUCCAUCUGUUUGGUAAUGAAUAACUGAAUGUCAAUAAGACACUUUGCAUUUCCUGACAAGCAUUCAUUUUUCAGGUUAGAAGUUUAACAUCACCUAUAGCACACAAGCCACUACCUCUUCACUGUCCGCUGGUAAAAUUGCC